UCGCAUGUUUUCCCUUGGAGUUCCUCCCCCUGCGGCGUUGGGCGGAGUUUCAUACCGAAACAGACGCUUCUUUUGUCGGAUCCGUUUCAACCUGACUCCCUGAGGUUUACGGCUGAAAAAUAGACACUUAAACAGCCCUAAAAUAAUUAACACGAAUACCUUGAUUUUUAGUAUCAACGCUGGUUUCUAACUGUCACGAAAGAAUCUCUAGGAAUCGGGUCAGUUGAGCUGCCCACAGACGCUGCACCAUGAACGGCAGCAGCAGUGUGCCCUCUGCCUCCCAGACCAUUCAGAUAAAAACUGAGCCAGUUUGUCUGUUUUAGUUGUGGAUGCAUGGAGUAAGGAGGACUGCCUCACUCUUUUGGAGAGGAUUCAGAGCUUGUUGCCUGAUGGUGAUGCCAUGAAAUACAAAACCACCGAGUCCCACUUUGACUGGGAGAAGGUCUGCUUCGGAGACUUUACUGGUGACAUGUGCAAACAGAAGUGGGCGAAGGUGUCUACUGAGGUGCGGAAGUUCAGGACUAUGACAGAGCUCAUAGUUGACGUCAUUGAGUUUGUGAAGAACCCUUACAAAGGGAAGAAAUUGAAGACACACCCAGAAUUCCCAAAGAAACCACUUACACCGUAUUUCCGGUUCUUUAUGGAGAAGCGAGCUAAGUAUGCCAAGAUCCACCCGGAGAUGAGCAACCUUGACCUCACCAAGAUUCUGUCCAAGAAAUACAAGGAGCUCCCAGACAAGAAAAAGCAAAAGUACAUCACAGAGUUUCAGCGAGAGAAGGAGUCAUUUGAGAAGAAUAUGGCCCGAUUCAAAGAGGACCACCCGGAGUUGAUAGAGGAGAGAAAGAAGUCGGACCUUCCUGAGAAGCCCAAGACGCCCCAGCAGCUGUGGUACAACCAUGAGAAGAAGACCUACAUGAAGCUCCACCCUGAUGUGAGCCAAAAGGAGCUGAAGGAGGCUCUGAGGAGACAGUGGUCCCAGCUCUCAGACAAGAAGAGACUAAAAUGGAUCAGCAAGGCCCUGGAGCUGCAGAAAGACUAUGCGGGCAGUAUGAAAGUCUACCAAGAGGCCCAUCCAGAUGCUGAAGAGCACGUCAAGUCCGUCCUCACCAAAGCCGAGCGGCAGCUCAAGGACAAGUUUGACGGCAGGCCAACCAAACCACCGCCGAACGGUUACUCCCUAUACUGUGCCGAGCUGAUGGUGAACAUGAAGGAUGUUCCCAGUACGGAGCGUAUGGUGCUGUGCAGUAAGCAGUGGAAGGUGAUGACGCAGAAGGAGAAGGACAUGUUUCAGAAACGCUGUGAGCAGAAAAAGAAGCAGUAUGAAAUUGACCUACAGAGGUUUCUAGAGAGUCUCCCAGAGGAGGAGAGGGACCGCGUGAUGACGGAGGAGAAGCUGGGGGGCUCGCGGCUGGGCAUAGGGGCUGCUGGCAGCCCGCAUGGAGCCAAGUCCCCCUCCGCCAAGGUGGGUCUCACAAAACUACAACAGGAGCGCUGUCGCGAAGCUGAGCUGGAGCACUGGGUGCACGCUGGCCUGACGGCGAAAGAGAAGCGUGACGGCAAGAAGAGGACCAAAAUCCCUGAGACGCCCAAGACUGCCGAGGAGAUGUGGCAACACAGCGUCAUAGGAGACUACCUGGCCAAGUACAGGAGUGACCGCAAGAAGGCCCAGAGUGCCAUGGAGUCGGCUUGGAAGGCCAUGGAGAAGAAGGAGAAGAUCCCGUGGAUCAAGAAGGCGGCCGAUGACCAGAAGCGAUACGAGGUUCAGUACCGGCCCGUGAGGGAAUUGUUGGAGUCUAGAAUGCCCCAGUCAGGAGCAGGCCAGAGGAAACCCAAGUUUGAAGGGGAGCCCAAGAAGCCACCAGUGAGCGGCUACCAGAUGUUCUCCCAGGAGCUGCUGACCAACGGCGAGCUAAACCACUUCAGCCUGAAGGAGCGAAUGGUGGAGAUUGGCAAGCGCUGGCACAAACUCAGCCAGAGCCACAAGGACAAGUACAAGAAGCUGGUGGAGGAGCUGCAGAUUGAGUACAAGGCUGAGCUGGAGGCCUGGGUCAAGUCUCUCUCUCCCCAGGAGCGAGCUGUUUAUAAAGAGUUCUCCACCACAAAACGGCGGAGCACCACCAAGGCGCGGGGCGCCCAGGGGGCCAAGGUGUGUUUGAUGGCGACAGUGAAGGGGAAGGUAGUAGGUGCCAGAGCCGCAGCAGAGGUCGGAGAGGGCAAGCGGGCCAUGGCGUACCGGGCCAAGCAGGAUACAUCCGAUUCAGACGAGGAUGAUAAGACGGACUCGUCAGACUCUGAUGAUGAAGAAUCGUCUGGCAGCUCCGACAGCGAAGAUGAGAAUGACGACGACCCAUCCGAGGGCUCCAGCAGCUCUUCCUCAGAGGACAGCAGUGACUCGGACUCAGAUUAGCCACCCCCCCAAAUAGGAGGGGCUGUGCGGGACACACCUCCUCGCGAGUCAGGCACAGUUACAGCAGCGUCAUCAAAUCGCUCACACAUUGGCUGCUCCCACCUCUUUCUCACAAGGAGAAAUGAGACUGGAGAAAGCGAGACGAAAUAAAGGGACGAAUGGAAAAGUCAUGCUCCCCCUGUUGUUGACCUGGAGCACUUUUAUUCAACUGGGACGAGAUCUUUUACAGGGGCUGUUAUGCGUUCAAUGCCUUUCUAGGUGUUUAUUAUGAACUUGUUGCAACUUUUUUUUUUUUUUUUAAACCUAAGGAAAUUUCUAAUUAAAGCGGCUGAGGCUUUUUUUAUGUUUUUGAACAAGACUGGUUUCUACAGAGUUUUUGACUGGGAGGGGCAUAUUGAGGAGUUGUUUUUUGUCCUAACAGUCUGUGCAGAGGGAGGACUGUUGCUGCUUUCCCUCCAUUGAAACCCUCUAAAAUAAAAUGCACUUUUUUCUUGUGAA
Molecule: messenger RNA, 2905 nt
Organism: Oncorhynchus mykiss (rainbow trout)
Lineage: Eukaryota; Metazoa; Chordata; Actinopteri; Salmoniformes; Salmonidae
Product: nucleolar transcription factor 1
Source: RefSeq, a predicted model, not a curated record